This is a messenger RNA of Williopsis jadinii, 1579 nucleotides long. Its product is annotated as Gfo/Idh/MocA family protein. The transcript has a single exon. The coding region runs from base 426 to 1529 and encodes 367 amino acids. The record is from RefSeq and is a predicted model, not a curated record. NCBI's taxonomy places the organism in Eukaryota, Fungi, Ascomycota, Saccharomycetes, Phaffomycetales, Wickerhamomycetaceae. Gene Ontology annotation, molecular function: nucleotide binding.
GCCCUGUAAUGCCCGACGAUAAGCGAGCAAUGCCGCAAAACACCCACACACCCAUACUUAAGCACCAUGUUUGCUGCUGCUUUUUCCCACAACCGAUACGCCAGAUAAGCGUUCUGCUUGGGAGAGAGGGGGCCGUUUCCAAAGGGGGGCAGGGUGCUUUGGCGGUGUGGCACCAGAGGCUCCCUCUCGCUGCCUGAUCGAUGAUAAACAACAGGCCAUUUGGCACAGGGGAGGGAAACCCAUCACGGCCACGACGAGUUUAUGGAGGCCGCCUCCCUUGGCCCUUUCCACAGGCUUGUAGAUGCCACUAUAAAUACACGGGGAGAUCCCGUGAUCGUCUCCUUCCGUGUUCCUCUUCCUCCACUGCGAAUAAGAUACACACACAGUACCCGUUACACAAGCAAGCACACAAUCACACCAGUUAUAUGACAAUCACAUCCUCUCUGAGCAUCGUUGUUAUUGGAUUUGGACUCAUUGGCCCUAGACACGCCCAAGCAGUUGACGAAUGCCCUCAAACGCACUUAGCCGCUCUAGUUGACCCGUUCAAAACCCACGAGAAGCGUCAUACCGCACGCACGAUGUUCCCUUCGGUUCCACACUUCAGGACCUUGGAAGGCCUGCUGGCAAGCGGCAUCCACAUCGACGGGGCCAUCGUGUGUACACCUAACCACACGCACUUGCACGUGGCCCAGGUGUUGGCGAAGCACAACAUUGCCAUGCUGAUUGAGAAGCCGAUCUCGCCAGACGUUGAAGACGCGGUGAAGAUCAAGCGGCUCUCAGAGGACACGGGGAUCCCUAUGAUUAUAGGACACCACAGACGGUUCAACCCGUAUGUGUUGGCCACCAGGGACCAUCUACACAGGUGCGGUAAGAUCAUCGCGGUUGAUGCGGUGUGGUGUCUACAGAAGUGCGAGUCGUACUUCAAGCAAACGCCAUGGCGCUGCUCCAAGAAGAUGGGCGGCGGUGUCAUCAACCUGAACUUGGUUCACGAUUUGGACCUUUUGCAGUAUCUGCUGGGUCCGAUCAAGUGUGUUUACGCCACGGAGUGUGAGAAGACCCGUGAUGAUAACACCGGUGAAGAUGCCGUUGUUGAAGGCGCAGUGCUGACGUUGACCUUCCAGAGCGGCACACGGGGCUCGUUUAUCGUUUGCGACAACGUUAUAUCCCCUGCUAACUUUGAGAUGGGUACCGGUGAGAAUCCGUUGAUCGAGAAGAACUCGCAGGGAAUCGAUGGCGUGUUCUAUAGGUUCUUUGGUACCAGGGGAACCUUAUCAGUUCCAGACUUAACCUUGUUCCAUCAGGAUGGUUCAAAGGAAACCGGCUGGUGGAGUCCUAUGCACAAGGAGUCCAUCGAUGCCGACGUUGAAGGUGUUCCAUUUGCACUACAGGUGGAGCACUUUGCUAAAGUUAUGAAGGGUGAAGAAGAACCAAGGUGUACCCCUGAUGACGGGAUCAGGGCGAUGCUGGCCAUCGACGCCGUUGUCAAGUCCUUGGAGACUGACAUGCCAGUCAAAGUUGCUGCCAUUUGACUUUAAUUCUCGUGUUUUUGUUUAGUUGGUUAAUCAUAUGAUCAAUGUAU